Messenger RNA from Labrus mixtus (cuckoo wrasse), 1091 nucleotides. Its product is annotated as serine protease HTRA1B-like. Gene Ontology annotation, molecular function: serine-type endopeptidase activity; protein binding. Gene Ontology annotation, biological process: proteolysis; programmed cell death; positive regulation of apoptotic process. The transcript is spliced from 4 exons. Gene Ontology annotation, cellular component: extracellular region. The record is from RefSeq and is a predicted model, not a curated record. The coding region runs from base 255 to 1076 and encodes 273 amino acids. NCBI's taxonomy places the organism in Eukaryota, Metazoa, Chordata, Actinopteri, Labriformes, Labridae.
UUUAUAAGCUGGGACACAAACUCCUCACUGCGUCAGUUAGUGCUGCAGGUCAUCCGGACCUCCUCUCGACCCGGGACCAGACUCCAAACCUUAAAACUUUAAACCUUAAAACUUUAAAUCUUAAAACUUUAAAUCUUAAAACUUUAAACCUUAAAACUCAAAAUCUUAAAACUUCAUCAUUUUUAAUCUCCUGAUCUCUCAGGUUAACAGAGUCCAGCUUCCCGUUACUUUAGUGUUCCUCAGUCUGUCCCAUCAUGACUGUCCGGUUCGUCCUCUGCCUAAUUGCCCUCCACUUCUGCCCGUAUCUGGGGUCCGAGGCGCGGAUAACCAAACGGCUCGCCAUCGGCUGCCCGGAGAAGUGCGACAAGUCUCAGUGCUCCCCGAUCCCCGCGGACUGUCUGUCCGGAGACGUGCUGGACCGGUGUGACUGCUGCCCGGUGUGCUCGUCCGGAGAGGGCGAGCAGUGCGGCGGAACCGGAGACAGUGAGUGUGCCGAGGGGAUGGAGUGCGUGGUGACCGGCGGCGUGGAGGUGUCCGCCACCGUCAGGCGGAGGGGCCAGGCCGGUGUGUGCGCAUGCAGCAGCUCCGAGCCGGUGUGCGGCAGCGACGGGGUUUCCUACCGGAACAUCUGCGAGCUGAAGCGCGUGAGCAACCGGGCGAUGAAGCUGCAGCAGCCGCCUGCGAUCUUCAUCCAGAGAGGAUCCUGCGGGAAAGGUCAGCAGAACCCUGACAGUCUUCGUCUCAAGUACAACUUCAUCGCCGAUGUGGUGGAGAAGAUCGCUCCAGCUGUGGUUCAUAUCGAACUUUACCGCAAGAUGGCGUUCACCAAGCGAGAGGUGGCGGUCGCCAGCGGCUCGGGGUUCGUGGUGUCAGAGGACGGACUCAUCGUCACCAACGCCCAUGUGGUCGCCAACAAACACAGAGUGAAGGUGGAGCUGAAGAGUGGCGCCACAUUCGACGCCAAGAUCAAAGAUGUGGACGAGAAGGCGGACAUCGCUCUGAUCCAGAUUGAUGCACCGGUGAGCAAAAAGAGAGAGAGGGAGGGGGUGGGGGGAGGGGGGCGUCCUUCCUUCUGAUUGGUUCCUGGUUCU